Magallana angulata is the source of this 1527-nucleotide messenger RNA. Its product is annotated as low-density lipoprotein receptor class A domain-containing protein 2-like. The transcript has 6 exons. NCBI's taxonomy places the organism in Eukaryota, Metazoa, Mollusca, Bivalvia, Ostreida, Ostreidae. The record is from RefSeq and is a predicted model, not a curated record. Gene Ontology annotation, molecular function: protein binding. The coding region runs from base 633 to 1520 and encodes 295 amino acids.
AAUUUCAGUAGGCCUGGAUGGAAUCACCACUCGGGGUCAUGGCCUGAUUAAUAUCUAAGUUAUAUUGAUAAAUCUGACUAAAAUCACAGCAAAUAUACGAAAAAUACAAUGUUUACGACAUUCUAAAACGUUAAAUGAUUGUGGCUUUAGAAUAUUCUAAUGAUUGGUUAUCGAAUAAAUGAUUUCAUUUCGUGGAAAAUAUUAAUCCCCGGUAAGCAUGAACAAGUUAAACCACGUCAAUCCAUGUUUGUGGCCGCUCUUAUGACGAGAUCUUCAUCACCGUCCGUGUUUUAAAACAAGAUAAAUGUUUCAACCCCGGCAAACAGCGUGUCUGACAACGAUGUCGCCCCAUAACGAUAUUAUUCCCGACACAUGUUCCUUUUGUUUAAGUUGUUUUUCAAUAUUUUUCGAUCGAAGAUUUGUUGUUAAAUCUUUGGCUGUUAUUGUGUUUUUCUGUGUACCUGACGAUGAUUGAACAUUCUGUUAUAUAUGUUUGCCACAAAAUGUAAAGGAGGCAUGAGAAAGCUACAAAUAUUUCUGGAUCUGUCAGGGCGCGAUAGAAGGUCCAUUUAGAGGCAGACAGAGUGGCGGAGUGUUCAGCAAAUCGACAUAGAAAGUUUCAAAACCUGGAUAUGAAGAAAUUCGACCUCCGAAAUAUAAUAUUGAUGAUGGUAUUUUACAUGACCUUACCGAGAGCAUUGAAAGCCAAGAAAUAUGCAAUGGAUGAAAAGUGCGGCAAAACAAUCACAAUGGAUGGAAAGAUUUUUCACUCGGCCAACAUCCAGCAAACCUUCAGAAAUAACUACGCUCUGAACACCAGGUGUCGCGUGCUGUUUGAGACGAUGGAGCCCUACCGCUUCAUCAUUGUGUUUAAGCGGCUGGACAUCGAGUUCGAACCCCUGUGUGACGAUGACAAUCUCCAGAUCUUCGACGGAAACAGUACGUCACAUCCAACUAUUACAGGAUUACCAUCCAGGAUAUGUGGACAAGAGCGACCCCCUGGUUCCUAUGUAUCUACAUCUAGCCAGAUUAUGAUGGCGUUCCACAGCGAUUUCUAUGACGUAAGAGACGGGUUUGAAAUCACGCUGACUACUUUUAGAGAACCGCCAUGUGAGGGCGAGGAGGAGUUUAGGUGUAGGAAUGGCCGCUGUAUCUCGGCGCUGCUCCAUUGUGACGGCACCAACAACUGCGGGGACUACUCCGACGAGUGUCAGUGGACCGCGGGGGUGCUGGUCGGAAUCCUUGGGGGCGUGCUGUUCCUGACCAUAGCGGGCAUUGUGGCCGUCAGAUUUGGGAGAAAGAAAAGGCUGCUUAAAAUGCCGAGAAAGUUGAAGAAAGACAAGACAAGAGAAAUGACAUUGGAGAUAUUUUCUACACCGGAAGAAGACGUGAAAUGUGAGCACCAGCCAACGACUACGUCUAAACGAUCCAAAGCCUCGGUCCCUGAGGUCCAUCAGUCCCAUUGUCACCUGUACAAAAUCGGUGAAGAGACCCGUGACAAAACUCACAUAAAAAUCUAACAUAUUG